This is a messenger RNA of Heterostelium album PN500, 1557 nucleotides long. RefSeq lists its product as uncharacterized. The transcript has 5 exons. Bases 1 to 1557 code for a protein of 518 amino acids. Lineage: Eukaryota; Evosea; Eumycetozoa; Acytosteliales; Acytosteliaceae. The record is from RefSeq and is a predicted model, not a curated record.
AUGUCAUCUUUAACUAUAAACAACAAUAGUACUGUUGUUGGUAAUAGUAGUGGUGGUGCUAGUGUUGUUGGUAGUGGUGGUAGUAAUAAUGGUGAUGUUAUGAUUGCAUCUACGACAACCACUACAACUGUCAUUACAACUACAACAACUACGGUUGCCACUCCACCAGCAUCGAUGUCAACCAGUCAGCCAAACAAUAUAACAAUGAUGUCUAAUACCAUUAGCAGCAGUCAAUCGGUGGUAACAACACAACAGUUAUCAUCGUCAGUACCGAACACCACCACCACCACCAACAAUAGCAACAAAGAAGCAGCAACACCUUAUCAUCCUUUUCACAAUGGUGGUAUAUUAAUGAUUAUGCCCAAUGGUCCAAGUUCAUUCCCACCUUCAUUACGUAAACUUAGACAUGUAAAGAGUAUACUAUGCAGAAACCUCAUUCCUUCAAUUAAUAGUAGCGCAGAUCUGUCGUUGCCGAAUGCAUAUUUCACACUUCAUGCACCUCCACCACAUAGAGUCACAAAGAAUAAAUCAAGAUAUAGAAAGCAACAAAUGUUUCAAAUGCAACAGGAACAACAGAAGCAACAACAACAGCAGCAGCAAUUACAACAACAACAACAACAACAACAACAACAGUUGGAUGAUUUACAAAUGGCUAACUCGCCAUCUUCACCUACAGAACAACAACAACAGAUACCAGGAGAUGAUAUAAAACCAAAUAAUUUGAAUGAUAGUGGUGUUAUUGAUGAUGUUUUCGAAAUUGAUGAAUUAGAUGAGAACAGUGUUAGUGCAUUCAAGAUUAGAGAUGACGAUCAUGCUGUUGGCUAUGAUAACUAUAUUGAUGGCGAUGAUGAUGAUGAUGACUAUGAAGACGACGAUGAUGAACGACUCGACGAUUUGGAAAAUGAUAGAUUAGAUGGUGAUAACGAAGAGGAAUUGACAACACCAUUCUAUAUAAGUGAAGUUGUACCUAAUUCAUAUAAUCCUGUUUGGAAUCCAUUUGAUUGUUAUCAACCGUUACCAGAGGAAAUACUCGAAUGUUUCAAUACCUUUAAUAUAUGUAUAUGGGAUAAGAAUCAUAACGAUGAACCACUAUUCCAAUCAGAGAUUGAUUUAACACAACUGGAAUUUAUAUCACAAGAAAAAAACAAAAAGGGAUCAACAAAAUUAAAUGAUUAUAAAUUCAAUCCAACGGUUACAAGUGAUAAAAGAAAGACAGAUACUGUUAAUCAAGAUCAACUAUUAAAGUUACUGGCAAUAAAGUUACAAAAUAUGAAAUAUCGAGAGAAUUGUCAACAACUUGGAAACGAUAUUGAAUGUAAACUCGAUAGCGAUGUACAAUAUAUGGAAAGAAUCAAAAGAAUCGAAAGAUUAAAGAAUAGAGUCGAACAGUUAAAAGAAGAGUGUUGUAAUCAACUAUCUUUAAAAGAAAAAGAAAAAGCUGAUACCAAGAGCGUGUGCACUUACCAAUGCCGGCAUAAUGUUCUACUCAUCGUUCCAAUCGCUGCUAGAGUCAAAGAAGGUGAUGGAUAUGGAUCGUUUGCUGCUAAACAACAUUAA